Messenger RNA from Chlamydomonas reinhardtii, 3232 nucleotides. RefSeq lists its product as uncharacterized. The transcript has a single exon. The record is from RefSeq and is a predicted model, not a curated record. Bases 387 to 3215 code for a protein of 942 amino acids. NCBI's taxonomy places the organism in Eukaryota, Viridiplantae, Chlorophyta, Chlorophyceae, Chlamydomonadales, Chlamydomonadaceae.
ACCCUACGCAGCUGGCGGGACGCAGUCCAGCGCUGGCACACAUCGAAGCGCUUCGGGCCCGCUUCGUCAGCCCCGCCGAGCUUGGCACGCUCCGGCUCAAUCCCCUCCACAUCAGCGGCGUCAUCUACGCAGCCUUCUCCCUCCCUCGCCCCCUACGGCGGGGACGUCGGGCCGCUAUCCCCAUUUACGUCGGACACACCACCAAGACCUGCCUGGCGCGCCUUCAGCAGCACGUCAGCGAGGCGGCCUACACACCACCGGGCAAGCACUGCCUCUUCCACAGCCACCUCUACACCCACGGCGUCGACCGCCUCUGCGUCAUCCCCCUCGAGCUCCUUAAGCUACCUGCUAGCACCCACUGGCUGCGGCGUGCUAAAGACCUCGAAAUGGUGUGGGUCCAGCGCCUGCGCUCACACCACCGCCUCCACCCCGACGGCCUCAACGACCACUACGAGUCCCACUCCUUGGCGCAAUCCCCGGGGCCGCCUGUCUUCGAGGGCGACCCUCUCCCGCCAGCUGGCGCACCCCGGCGUCGGUGGUUCGCCGCCCGGGACAUGCGUCGGCGCCUCCUCCACCUGCAGCACCAGUACCGCGCCUACGGCCCCUUCCCCGCCACCUACUUCGCAUCCUAUGGGCGCUGCACCCUUCACCGCCUCUACGCUUACCUCACGUACCACCCCCCGGCCGCCCUCGGUACCGACCCGGAUUUCCACGAAUGGCUGCUUACCCCGGUCGCCGACGCCAUCCUCGCCGCCGAACAGGGCGUGGGCCGCCCCUCCUUCAACCACCGCCUAUGGCUGCCCCCUGGCCUCCGGCAACUCAUCUCCAUGCCCGACCUCCACCGCAUCCUCGACUCCAUCCCCCUUCCUGCCGGCUGCCCGCGGCCGCCCAUCCACUGGUCCCCCGACGAACCCCUGCACAAGCUCUUCUGCACCUAUGAUGAGUUCGCCCGCCGCCUUACCGCCGCCCAGUACGCCCAUCUGGUGGACCCCGCCACUCCCUGCGCGUGCGCUCAGUCCCCGGGUCUCUGCCCCCCUGGUAUCCCCCACGUCAUGUCUACCAGCCCCUACACCGCCCUCCCUGACGGCAUCCACGCCUUCUGGAAUUACGGCGGCCGGUACCGGCCUCACCGACCCGUCGACGACGUGCCUGCCGUGCUCGCUGCCGUCCGCAGCAGCGCCCUCAGGUUUACGCGGCAGCUCGCCCAGCAGCAAGGCGCCGCCGCCGCGCAAACCUCCCGCUGGGCCCAUGAGCUUGUGGACGCGCUUGCGGCACAUAUUGCGGACGCUGAGCCGCACCAGUUCUUCUGGCCCGUCCUCUCCCACUCGGACCUUGCCGACCUGCACACCCGGUGCGACGACUUCAUCAUCACCGUCACCGACAAAAGCAGCUCCACUUUUCAGCUGGUCUGCAAGAAAUUCUAUGCCGAGCAGUGCAUGCGCGACCUUGGCUGUCACAACGCCCUCAUCGCCCCGCCUGGCGCCCCCGCCCCGCCCCCCGCCCCCCCGCCCGCUGCCGCCGCCGCCGCCCCCGCCGGCCCCGCGCCCCCUGAUGCCCCCUACCUCCCCUCCAUCCUCAUCCCUCCGCUCGCGCGCCGCACCCGCGCACAAGCCCCUGCCCAUGACGCCGUCACUGCCGCGGAGCUUGCCGCCCUCACCAACGCCACCACCACCUUUACCAGCCGUGACACCGCCGCCGCCUCUGACGCCGCCGCCUUCGCUGCUUACGCGCCUGAGUUCAUCCCACCGGCGCCCCCCGCCGUCCCUGCGUAUUACGAGCCCGGCACUGCUGCCGCCCGUGACUCCUUCUACGCUGCCCAAAACACCCGCCUGGCCCCUUGGCGCCUCCAGCUGCAAACCACCCUCCCCCCCGCCUACUACGCCGGCACCCUCAAGAUGCACAAGCAGCCGCCAUCCAUGCGCUACCUGGCCUGCUCCCAGCGCUGCCCCGUCACGGAGCUCAGCGACCUGGCCACCGCCGUCCUGCGCGCUGCCGCCGUUGAGUUCAAUGCCAUGUGGCACGCUGCGCUCCCUGGCUCCGACCCCUGGCUCUGCCUCUCCUCCAACGCCGUCAUGGCCCUGGUCCGCCAGCACAACGCCGCCCAGUUCCCCCCUGACCGCGCCUUCCCGCACGCCGCACGCGACUUCAGUCGCCUCUACACCAACCUACCACAUGCCGACCUGCGCAACACCCUCUCCCGCCUCCUCCAUCGCAGCCUGGCCACUUGCCCCAUCAUCCAUGUCCUCUCCUACCCGCCUGAUCCCGCCAAGCCGGGGUCUAAGCCCGACCACGUCGUCACCUUCAAGGCCGGUGGUAGUGCCCCCACGCGCUACCAUGCUGGCGCCGAGUCCGUCACCCCCGAGUUCACUGUCACGGAUUUCUGCAACAUCUUCCUCGAUGUGCUCCUCUCCUCCACCUUCAUCCGCUUUGGGCCUGCGCUCGUCCGGCAGAUCUGUGGCAUCCCCAUGGGCAUCUCUGCUGCCCCCUUCAUUGCCAACCUCUUCCUGGGCUGGUAUGAGUUUGAGUUCCUAUGCCAGUCCCGCAUCGGCACCCUCAACCCCACCCAACGUGCCAUCCUGCGGCGGUUCCGGCUCAGUCGGCGGUUCCCGGACGACCUGUUAUGCCUUAACAACCCCUGGCUUAAGCACCUGCUCUACACCUCCCAGUCCUAUGAGGGCCUCCGUGGCCUCUACCCACCGGCCCUGGCUGUCCCUGAGCAGUCCCACCCCCACCUCCCGCCCUCCUGCGUCCCCUUCCUCGACGUCCUCCUCUGCUCCACCGUGCACCUGGGCCGCUGCUGGAUCGUCACCCAGCUGUACGACAAGCGUGAGCAGCCAGCCUUUGGUGGGGUCCGCCUCUCCCGUUUCGUCGCCCGCCACUCCUCCGUCAAUGAGCAGUGCAAGCGGAACAUCUUCGUCAGCCAGUUUCAUCGCCUGGCCCGCGUCAUCACGUGCGUGGAAAACUUUGCCUACGAGGCCGCACAGCUGGUGGCCGCCCUCAGUGCGCAAGGCUACUCCCGGCCGUGCAUGUUCCGCCAAUUCACCACCCUUCUCUGGCGUAACCCCCACCUGUUCUACUUCGUCCGCCGUGGUCACCCGGAGCCCCCCGCCCCCCCUACCCAGCCCCAUCAACCCCUUGACCUCCUCGCCCGGCUCCAUGUCUACCUUCGUGGCGCGCCGCCACCUGCCCCACCGCCGGCUGCCGGACUACCCUAGCCCCUUAGCAUUAUUUU